Molecule: messenger RNA, 818 nt
Organism: Leptopilina heterotoma
Lineage: Eukaryota; Metazoa; Arthropoda; Insecta; Hymenoptera; Figitidae
Exons: 1
Coding region: 237-605 (122 amino acids)
Source: RefSeq, a predicted model, not a curated record
ACUUAUUUCACAAUAUAAUAGAAUUCUACCCUUUAAUAAAUUGUCUCCUUCAUCUAUUUUACUGCCCUUCGUAAUCUACUUAGUAAAAAAGGAACAAUUUUUGAUAAAACAAAAAUUUCGUAGACAGUCUGCCAAAUAGAGCCUUCAGUAAUUUCUCCGAAAUUGUACUUUAACAGUACAAAAUAAAAGAACCUUUUUGAUGAAAUUAAUCGAAAGUAGCAAGCAAAACGGCAAGAAUGUACAAAGCUGAUUAUUCAAUAAAACUAUUAACAAUUGCUGGUGUUCAUAGACCAAUAGAAUGGUCUUUGAUUAUUACGAAAACUCUAUAUAACAUUUUUACUGCUUUUAUGAUUAGUCAUUUUUAUUUAUUCGAUAUUUCACUGUGCAUGUACCUUGUACUUUAUACCCUGAAUGAUAUUGACGAAUUCGCAGAAUCCUUAUGUUGGUCUCUUGCUGCCUUCGUAACUUGUAUCAAGAUGACCAACUUUCUCUUAAGGGGAAAUGAUAUUAUAAGAUUGAUGAAUAUCUUAAAUGAAGACUGCUUGAAAAUUCGGGAUAGUACUGAGAAGAUGAUGCAGGAGAAAUGUGAUUUUAUAGCUAGGUGAGUAUUUUGGGAUUUGUUUUUGAUUCAUAAUCAUUUUCUCUAUUUAGAUGACUUUUCAAUCAACGCCUAGAGACGGUACUGUUACUUAUUAUUACUGUUUAAAAAACGAUUUAAUUUGGGACUUGAUGAACCUCUUCUACCUGGGUAAGACAAUCCAAUUCGCGAAUUUCUAGAGUCACCUCUCGGGCACUAUAACUAAAGUCUACUAAAGCUU